AUGCAAGCUCCCUCCACGUCCCAACGACCGAUACAACGGCGGUCGCCCGCCGCAGACCCAGGCCCUCCUCCUAACGUACCGGCGCGAGUGCUGUCUCCUAGGCCUAGAUCUCAGCCGCGGAUGUCUUCCUCAUCGGCAAAGAGCACUUCAAGUGGUGGCGGGAGAAGACCGAAUGCGAAUCCUUCCCAGACAACCCAGAAUGCUCCUCCGCUGUCCCAAAUAGAAAAGAGUGUGACGCAUCUCCUUGUUGCGACGAAGCAACUCCUCGAAACCCUAACACAAUGGUCCCGACACCUGGCAACCGAUGCGCAAGUAUCCGAUGUGUAUGUACGGCUGGGGUAUGAGUUCAAUAUUGCAUGCAGAGCGUUCACAGCCAUCAACGUUGAUACUUCUGAUCUGGGAAAUGUGCCGGAGCUUUUGCGCCACAUCCUCGAGUCCACUCUUAGCCAGGAAGCCAGCGUCGAGAGCCUGGAGAAAUACCUACCUCGGAUCAGGGACAUCAUCAUAAAUUUACUUCAUGGGUUGAAGAGAAAGCAACAGAAAUUACGCCAGAAACAAUCGAGGGAUGGCACGGUUCAGAACAAUGAGGGCCCAGUGCCCCGGAAUAAUAGUAUUACUAGUGUGGCAAGCGGGAAUACCGGUCUCACCACAUUGUUGGACCAGGGCAUCCAGAACAAUUUCCAGGGCGAUGGCAUGGCAAACAUCAGAGACAGUGCGACCGCAAAUGAGGUAAAUGUGCCGCCUCGGAUGUCGUCACAACCUAUAAAUCGUAGAGGGCUUCCGACAAGAGACCAGUCACGCGGUUCGAUGGCUUCCGACCAGUCUACAUUAUCGAGCACGACGAUGCAGAAUAUGCCGGUUAUGCCACCUUACCCAGGUGAUGAGGUAUCUAUGCCCUCAGGUCCCCAACCCACAGAAUUCGCUGUGGACUCUUUUCCACCCCCGCCUCCACCUAAAUCUACACAAAACGCACUUGAAGCUCUCCAAAGAGGUGGUGAUCUUGAGAGAAGGGCUUCCAGGCGGUACUCAGCCUAUCAGAUUUCCAGGCACCUUGGCGCGUCUCCUAAUGGCUUGCCUAUGCUGCCUCCCGCCCAGAAUUCUCCAAUCCCUAAUAGAGGUAGGAAUGACGCCCGAGAAUCUAUGAAAGCAGUUCAAACCCGAGGAGAGCAACGGCAUGCACGAAAUCCCUCGGCGCGUUUAGCCACAGACCGUUCUCCAGCUCGUGUUCCGAGUCGCAUAUCAGAAGAAAGCUCAAAUGCUCCUCCUCCUGCCAUAGUACCGCCCAGCGAGCCUGCGCUAGAUGACAGCCCUAUUGCAAAAACUCCAGACGACAAACUCAGACAGUCUGUCGUGGAUUUCGGUGAUUCCGCACCCAGCGCAACAUUGCAGGGGCCGCCAGCCGACGCAUUCCCUAUACUCCCAGAGCCUACUCCUGACUCUCCAACCUCCUCAUCAUCUACAGUGACCGAAACGCCAAAACGCCAACAAGCGGCAGCAGCAGCAGCAAGACAAACGCCGCCGUAUCAGAGUCAGGAUAGACAGUUCACCCCAGAACAAUCACCCACGCCUGGAAAGGAACUAACGCUCUUCUUACAAUACAAAACGAAAGUCAAAAAGUUUGUCUUGCCAGAUGGAUACAACGAUCUGUCAAAUGCUAGGUUGCAGCUAGCUUUUAUUGAAAAGUUUGCAUGGAACACGCAUAAUAAUGGGGUCGACCUGCCAGAAAUAUACAUUCAGGACCCAGUCUCGGGUGUACGCCAUGAGCUUGAGGAUUUGAACGACAUCAAGGAUCGCUCGGUGUUGGUUCUGAACGUCGAGGUUCUAGAUGAGGUCAAGCGCCAUAUUGAUGAAGGACUUGGUGGUAUUAAGAAAAUUGUCGAGGGUGUCCGAACGGCUGUCGAUGAUCAACAAGCCUCUAUACAGCGAGUCUCGGAUCGCCAACAAGAUGCCGCUAAAGAGAUCGCCCGAUUAGGAUCCGCACCAGCCAUGUCCUCGCGGGUAUCCUACGCUGACAACAAGCCACGUAUGAAUGGUGGUCUCAUUAGUCCAUCAAAGGUCAACAGCCAGGCUCAGCUAAGCGAGAUCCAGAGCCUGCGUCGGGAUCUUGCAGUUCUGCGGCAAACUUACUCUGGCUUCCAAUCUGACAUACAGAGUUCGAUGUCUGCCAUUCGGACGAAGGCGAGCUCUGUUAAAAGCGUUGCUGUCACAGCUGCUAUACCCGACAUCAAAGGGGAGUCUGGUCGCGCAUAUGUUAAUGCCGGAAAGAAGAAUCUUAACGAAGACUCCGAUAAACUUGUUCCCCUUGUUGAUGACCUCCAAGACAUCGUCGAAGACCUCCGCAAGGAUGUUGUUCUCCGCGGCGUCCGCCCUCUACCACGCCAACUCGAGACCGUGGCCAAAGAUAUCUCUCAAGCUACAAUGGAAUUAAAGAAGAUGCAAGACUUCCUGAAGCGUGAACGCCCCAUCUGGACUAAGAUUUGGGAGAAGGAGCUUGAAACGGUUUGCACUGAUCGUGAGGAAAUGACGAUGCAGGAAGACCUAGCUGCGGAUCUUCAAGAUGAUCUGGAGAAAGCUACCCAGACAUUCGCAUUAGUUGAGCAAGCUACGAAAGAGCAGAUGAAGGAUACCCCCGCCAGCCAGGCUGGUCUCCGCGGUAUCUCUAGAGGAUUGAACCACGUCGUCACCGCCGACCCUGCUGCCGCAAAAGAGGGUGUAUUAGGCGAAGUUCGUGCUUUGCAACCCAACCACGAGAACCGCCUCGAGGCAAUUGAGCGCGCCGAGAAGCUCCGCCAGAAAGAACUCGAAGGCCGGCGAGGUGGCGAAUUCCAAAAAGAACUUGGUAAUUUUGUCGAGGAGGGACGAUUAAAGAAAGCAGGUGGCUUUGAGGAGGUUGAACGGGCAAGGAAAGCCAAGGAUGAUAGAAUAAGGAAAGAGGUGUGGGAGAGGCAGAAUGGCAUGACGCAGGCUGAUGCCUUUGUUGCUGAGUCUGCCGCCGAGCCUACGGCCGAAGCACCCGCCGAGGAUGCCGCCGAAGAGAUGAACGCCAGGGGUAAUGGGGCGGUUCCUGAUAUUUAG
This is a messenger RNA of Venustampulla echinocandica, 3075 nucleotides long. RefSeq lists its product as uncharacterized. The coding region runs from base 1 to 3075 and encodes 1024 amino acids. Gene Ontology annotation, cellular component: cell tip; cytoplasm. Gene Ontology annotation, molecular function: cytoskeletal regulatory protein binding. The record is from RefSeq and is a predicted model, not a curated record. The transcript is spliced from 2 exons. Lineage: Eukaryota; Fungi; Ascomycota; Leotiomycetes; Helotiales; Pleuroascaceae. Gene Ontology annotation, biological process: establishment of cell polarity.